Messenger RNA from Sorghum bicolor (sorghum), 701 nucleotides. RefSeq lists its product as uncharacterized. The record is from RefSeq and is a predicted model, not a curated record. The annotation marks the transcript as partial. NCBI's taxonomy places the organism in Eukaryota, Viridiplantae, Streptophyta, Magnoliopsida, Poales, Poaceae. The transcript has a single exon.
AUGGUUAUGCUCAUAAAGGACAAGGAAGGCAGAUGGGAUGAAAGCAUGUGCAGAGUUCUGGUGCGGUCCCGUGGCAAACUGCACAAAAUCCAAACUCUAGUAGUAGUAAUCCCAGAUGACGUGGAUGCUGAUCUUGAUGGUUCAUUGGACUCCCUGUGCAGCCUAUCCAAUCUUGGUAUUUAUGGAACCAGUCGGUUGCCGACAUGGAUCGAUCCCACAUCAUUUCUCCUCCUAUCCUACCUGGACAUAAAGGUGGGUCAGAUUAGAUGUGAGGACAUCCAAGUCUUUGGCAUGCUGCAGGCUCUUCUUGUUCUGGAAGUGAAAGUGGAUGGCGCCAAACAAAUGUUUGAGAGGUUCAUGGUUACCGUGGAUGCCUUCCCAUGUGUGACACGGUGCAAAUUCUCUGGGUUUUCAACAGUGCCAUCUAUGUUCCCACCUGGAGCUAUGCCCAGGCUUCAACGUUUUAAAUUCUAUAUCCGACCAGAGGAUUUCGGUGGUCAUAGUGAAAUUACUGUUGAUGACCUGGCCAUAAGCCACCUGCCAUCCCUUCAGAACGUUCGGGUUCGCCUUGAUGGAGAGGAGACAUUGAGUGAAGAGUUAGCAUUGAAAGUAAAAGAGACACUGAGGAACGAGGCACGUGCCCACCCCAACCAUCUUAAUAUUGAUAUCCGAAUUGAUGAGAAGUGGAUCCAGCUGUGCAU